Molecule: messenger RNA, 1808 nt
Organism: Dunckerocampus dactyliophorus (ringed pipefish)
Lineage: Eukaryota; Metazoa; Chordata; Actinopteri; Syngnathiformes; Syngnathidae
Gene: prune1
Product: prune exopolyphosphatase
Exons: 9
Coding region: 405-1658 (417 amino acids)
Cellular component (GO): cytoplasm
Molecular function (GO): exopolyphosphatase activity
Source: RefSeq, a predicted model, not a curated record
AUCUAUCGGCAAGAAAGGGUGUUUCAGUACAGGUCCUUAAAUAGUCCUGAUGAGCGACAAUAUUUGUGAAUAAGACGCAAUAUUGACGUCAAUGUGUAAAUAAUAAAGCCGUCAACUCAGUCUAAAAGACGGCAGACGCCAGAAUGUUCAACACUAUACUACUCAUGUUAUUCACGCUGUUAAAAGAAGACCUCAAUUGUCUACGAACGAAAGUAUUACGAUUUGGAGAUGAGCCUGAAGGCAAAGUGACCUUUCACACUACACACUCGUGAGUAUUUUGUCUUCUCACACACACACGCACGCACACGUACACGUUUCAUCGGCUGACUUGACCGGAACUGUGAACCAACCAACCAACCAGCCAGCCAGCCAGCAGUUAGCAGCUAGCAGUUAGCGGAGCCAACAUGGAGGAGUUUCUGUCGAGUUGCUGCUCAGCGGUCAAGGCAAACACAGACGCAUCAAGACAGCCAUUCCAUGUGGUUCUGGGAAACGAGGCCUGUGAUUUGGACUCCAUGGUGUCAACCCUCGUAUAUGCCUACUUCCUGUCCAAGACACGUGGCGGCGAGGUGCUCAGCAUCCCGCUGCUGAACAUCCGACAGGCGGACCUGGUUCUUCGUCCGGACAAUGUGUUCCUGCUGCAUCAGAACGGCUUGUCUCCGGACCUCUUGCUCUUCCGGGACCAGCUGGACUUGGGAGCUCUGCAGAGAGCUGGACGGCUCGUCCUCACCUUGGUGGACCACAACAUCCUUCCCAGUUCAGACAGUGACCUGGAGGGGGCAGUGGUGGAGGUGAUUGACCAUCAUCUGCUGGAGCGCGAGCAACGCCCCUCCUGCCCGGUCACCGUGGAGAUGGUGGGCUCCUGCGCCACCUUGGUGACAGAACGCCUCAUCCAGAAAGCUCCGGAGAUCCUCGACCAGCAGCUCGCUCAGCUUCUCUACGCAACAAUCCUGACUGACUGUGUCAACAUGGCGCCAGCGGCGGGCAAGGUGACCCCCAAAGACAGUCAAUACACGGCAGCCCUAGAGGCGCGAUUCCCCUCCAUGCCACCACGGGCCACCCUCUUCCAGGCUCUGCACAACGCCAAGUUUGACGUGUCAGGUCUGAGCACUGAACAAAUGUUGUUGAAGGAUAUGAAAAGUCUGUCUGGAAGUUUCUCUCUCGCCAUGUCGGUCCUCUACCUCCCACUAGAGGUGUUCAUGCAGAGGGCAGAGCUGGAGGUGGAGCUCUCACAAUUCUGUCACAAGUUUGGGUUUGAGGUGCUCGUCAUGAUGAGCAUCUCCUUCACGGAAGGGAAUGAGCCAAUCAGAGAGCUGGCACUGUUCAGCCACAGCGUCCCCUACAGGGAACAGUUGAGCCAGUAUCUGGAACAGGCUGGAAACCCUCCCCUCAACCUCUGUCCAAUCAGCAGUCCUCAUCCUCACAUCACGGCGUAUCACCAAGGAAACGCUUUGGCGUCCCGUAAGAAGCUGCUGCCCCUCGUUAAAGACUUCCUGAGAGCGCGGGAUGGUGAUGCUGAGGAAGAUAGGGAGUCUCUGGUGCCGCCUACGCCCAUGAACAGUCUGGUGGAUGGCUGUCCUCUGGACGCCGGCCUGCCCGCCAUCAGCGAGCGUGCUCUGGAGGAGAAGUUCAGCAAGAUGACUGACAGAAGAACUCCUUGACCCCUGCACACCUGUCAAUCAUCUGAAAAACAUUUUAGUUUUUUUCUUCUCUUGGACUUAAAUUUGACAUUUACAAUUUUAUUAAUAAUUAAAUCUGAGAGUAUUUGACUUUUUACCUCAGAAUAAAUAAACACUAUCUAGUAAUACACA